This is a messenger RNA of Esox lucius (northern pike), 815 nucleotides long. RefSeq names its product UBA-like domain containing 2 (gene ubald2). Gene Ontology annotation, molecular function: protein binding. Lineage: Eukaryota; Metazoa; Chordata; Actinopteri; Esociformes; Esocidae. Bases 190 to 714 code for a protein of 174 amino acids. The record is from RefSeq and is a predicted model, not a curated record. The transcript has 3 exons.
UUGCUUAUCCAAUCAACGGUUGAGCUUUGCUUUGUUGUUGGUGAUGAUGACAUGCCCGUAGUUGUUGUUACUAGAGGGUAAAGUGUGGCGAGGAGAUUUGAGCGAUUGAUUUCGAAAAUUUGAUUAAACUGAGGCCUCGUUUUUUCUGGUUUCGAAGACAAAAUUAUUGAGGUGGGGUGAACAGCGGUGAUGUCGGUGAAUAUGGACGAACUUAGGCAUCAAGUGAUGAUCAACCAGUUUGUUUUGACUGCUGGUUGUGCCGCUGACCAGGCAAAGCAGCUUCUUCAAGCCGCUCACUGGCAAUUCGAGACCGCCUUGAGCUCCUUUUUCCAGGAGGCCAACAUCCCUAGUCACCACCACCAGAUGAUGUGCACACCGAGGAACACCCCGGCCACGCCGCCGAACUUCCCGGACGCCAUCACCAUGUUCUCCAAGCUGAGGGCGUCCGAUUGUUCCGGAGGCUCGGGAGGUGGUCCCGUCCAGGUGUCCAUGGCCUGCUCCCCUCCGACCCCGUCGUCCGCCGCCAGCUUCGGGUCCUUCUGGGCCUCGACACCGCCCAACCACCAGCCCGCCUGGCUGCCCCCGUCGUCGCCCACGGGCCACCACAUGUACCACCACCACCACCUCCACCAGGCCCCCAUGUGGCCUCCCGUGUCCCAGCCGGGCAACGGCCAGCAGACCCCGGUUGUAUCGGCGCUGCACGGCCAGAGAUGAGACUCUGCCCCCCCCCGGUGGUGGGGAUGUGUUGGGAGGUGUAUGUUGGCACCGUGUAGCCUAAUGAAUCUAUUAGGGGCUUUUCAGUGGGUAAGGGGUUG